CAGCAUCAUGAAGUAUCAGGCCGUCCUUAUCUUUUCUCUCGUCUUAUGCAGCAGCCAAGGGGAAGGACGAAUGUUGUGCGGAGGAAGACUGUCCGAAAUCGUAGCGUAUUUAUGCGCAAACCCGUUGACGAGUAGAGAAGAUUUCGCCAGUUUUCAAAUGAAACGAUCCGAGAACUUCUACAACUCAAUACCCAACGCUGUCGACUGGCCAUGGAUCCCACAAAAUGAAGCUAAGGGCAUUAGAAACAAACGUAGAAUCAUCGAAGAGUGUUGUAAAAAGUCCUGUACCGUUGACGAACUCAUGGAAUAUUGUUAAAAUAUGUCAUAAUAAUUACAUAAGAUUGUAGCAGUUUUUAAACCUAUGUAAUCGAUGUUAUUAACGAGUUUUU
Molecule: messenger RNA, 389 nt
Organism: Pieris rapae (cabbage white)
Lineage: Eukaryota; Metazoa; Arthropoda; Insecta; Lepidoptera; Pieridae
Product: insulin-related peptide 4-like
Exons: 2
Coding region: 8-316 (102 amino acids)
Cellular component (GO): extracellular region
Molecular function (GO): hormone activity
Source: RefSeq, a predicted model, not a curated record